Messenger RNA from Caenorhabditis elegans, 1761 nucleotides. It is a transcript of the gene alh-8, whose product is annotated as putative methylmalonate-semialdehyde/malonate-semialdehyde dehydrogenase [acylating], mitochondrial. Gene Ontology annotation, molecular function: oxidoreductase activity; methylmalonate-semialdehyde dehydrogenase (acylating, NAD+) activity. The record is from RefSeq and is marked reviewed. Gene Ontology annotation, cellular component: mitochondrion. The coding region runs from base 25 to 1596 and encodes 523 amino acids. Lineage: Eukaryota; Metazoa; Nematoda; Chromadorea; Rhabditida; Rhabditidae. The transcript has 6 exons.
CUCUAAAACUUGCGGUACCCCAGAAUGUUGUCUCGUCUUGCUCGUGUUCAGCCAAAAUGCCAACAGCUCGCCCACUUCAGCACAUCGAAGUCUGCUGCCGCCGCACCAACUGUCAAGCUGUGGAUCGAUGGACAAGCUGUUGAAUCGAAGACCACCGACUUCGUGGAGCUCACCAAUCCAGCCACCAACGAGGUCAUCGCUAUGGUGCCAAACGCCACCCAAGCUGAGAUGCAAGCCGCUGUUGACUCGGCCAAGAAUGCCUUCAACACCUGGAAGAACACAUCCCCACUGACCCGUCAACAAUGCAUGUUCAAACUUCAAGCCUUGAUCAAGAGAGACAUGAAGAAGCUCGCUGAGAGCAUCACCAUUGAGCAAGGAAAGACCCUUCCAGAUGCCGAGGGAGACGUCAGCAGAGGUCUUCAGGUCGUCGAGCACGCUUGCUCCGUUCCAUCCCUGAUGAUGGGAGAGACCCUUCCAAAUGUCUCUCGCGACAUGGACACCCACUCCUACAGAAUCCCACUUGGAGUCACCGCCGGAAUCUGUCCAUUCAACUUCCCGGCUAUGAUCCCAUUGUGGAUGUUCCCAGUCGCCUUGGCCACCGGAAACACUAUGGUCAUCAAGCCAUCCGAGCAGGAUCCAGGAGCAGCUCAGCUUCUUGUCGAACUUGCCAAGGAGGCCGGAGUUCCAGAUGGAUGUGUCAAUAUUAUUCACGGACAGCACUCUGCUGUUAACUUUAUCUGCGAUAACCCAGAUAUCAAGGCUAUCUCAUUUGUUGGAGGAGAUGCUGCUGGAAAACACAUCUACGAGCGUGGAGCCAAGAACGGAAAGCGCGUCCAAUCCAACAUGGGAGCCAAGAACCACGGAGUCAUCAUGGCUGAUGCCAACAAAGAACAGACCCUCAAUCAGCUCACCGCUGCCGCCUUCGGAGCCGCCGGACAACGCUGCAUGGCUCUCACCACCGCUGUGCUCGUCGGAGAAGCUCGCGCCUGGCUCCCAGAACUCGUCGAGAAGGCCAAGAACUUGAAGGUCAACGCUGGAUGGAAGCCGGAUACCGACAUCGGACCACUGAUCUCCAAGCAAUCCAAGGCCCGUGUCCUCCGUCUUAUCGAGAGUGCCAAGAAGGAGGGAGCUCAGGUUCCACUUGAUGGAUCCAAUAUCACUGUUCCAGGAUUUGAGAAUGGAAACUUCGUGGGACCAACGAUUCUCGCUGGAGUCAAGCCAAAUAUGACUUGCUACAGAGAAGAAAUCUUCGGCCCAGUCCUUGUCGUCAUGGAGGCCGAGAACUUGAACGAGGCCAUCGAAAUCAUCAACAACAACCCAUACGGAAACGGAACGGCCAUCUUCACCAGCAACGGAGCCACCGCCAGAAAGUUCACCAACGAAGUCGAUGUCGGACAAAUCGGAAUCAACGUGCCAAUCCCAGUUCCACUCCCAAUGUUCUCGUUCACCGGCUCGCGUGGUUCAUUCCUCGGAGAUCUCAACUUCUACGGAAAGGCCGGAAUCCAGUUCUACACUCAAUGGAAGACUGUCACUCAAUACUGGAACGAGUCGCUCACCGAGCUGAAGCCACAAAUGUCGUUCCCACAGCUCAAGUAAAUUGAAAUUCUGUGAAUUCUGAAUUCUCUCAUCCAUCCCCACACACAAUCACUUCUUGGUUCUUUUAUUCUUGUUCAAUAACGUUUAUUGCCAUGGUUUUUUGCAACCUCUCAUUUCUUGUUUGUUCAUAUAUAAUACACAUUUUAUCAUAAAAGUGACGAUUAG